AUGUUGAGACUGAGAACUAACAUAAAAACACCAACGGUCACUAGCAAUGUGAUUGGUUCAAAUAUCUCUCAUAAGAUGGAGACAAAGAAGCUUUAUCAUUGGAACGACAUCCCAGAAUGGCAAAAAGAUAAUCACUACAUUUUUUCUGGGUAUGUUAAGGAAACGCUUAGUUAUUUAGAGUGCUUACGCUCGUUAACGUAUCUCCACAACGAAUCUGUCAACAUAUACACUCAUUUGCUUCCAGGAACAGUAUUUUUUGGGGGAAUAUUUUGGUUUUUUGAAUAUUAUAUGGAGUAUUUUCCUUCUACAACUUGGCAGGACCAAUUUGCGUUCUCAUUAUUUUCUUUUGGUGCUGCCACUGCUUUAACCUUGAGUAGUUGCUUCCAUUGUCUUAAAUCCCACUCUGAAUGUGUUGCUACAUUUGGUAAUAAGUUGGAUUAUCUAGGAAUAAUAAUACUAAUAAUAACAUCUAUGGUGUCGAUCCUUUAUUAUUCGUUGAUUGAUUUGCCAGGAAUUAGGAACUUUUUCUGGGGGUUGACAAUGGCAUUUGGGGCGGUUUGCUCGGUAUUUUCAUUGAACGACAGAUUCAGAACAAAUAAAUGGAGACCUUAUCGGGCAUUAAUGUUCGUGUUAUUUGGGUUAUCUGGGGUCUUCCCAAUCAUUGCUGGGUGGUGGAUACUUGGUGGUGAAGAGGUGUUCAGAAGAUCAGAUUUAUGGUGGGUCAUUGCCGAAGGGGCUCUAUAUAUUUUUGGGGCCUUUUUGUACGCGGCAAGAGUUCCCGAAAGGUUCGCUCCUGGAAAAUUUGAUAUUUGGGGUCACUCUCAUCAAAUAUUCCAUGUAUUGGUGGUCAUUGCUGCUUGUUGCCAUGGCAGGGGGUUGAUGGGUGCCUACUUGUAUAGUCAUCACUAUACCAUUCCUUCGAUGUUGAUGGCCUAA
Saccharomycopsis crataegensis is the source of this 936-nucleotide messenger RNA. Its product is annotated as hemolysin III family protein. Bases 1 to 936 code for a protein of 311 amino acids. Gene Ontology annotation, cellular component: membrane. Gene Ontology annotation, molecular function: signaling receptor activity. The transcript has a single exon. The record is from RefSeq and is a predicted model, not a curated record. Gene Ontology annotation, biological process: intracellular zinc ion homeostasis. NCBI's taxonomy places the organism in Eukaryota, Fungi, Ascomycota, Saccharomycetes, Ascoideales, Saccharomycopsidaceae.